GAAGGCUGCGAUAAAACAAGAGAAAAAUACCGUGAACGAUGUGAUGUUCAUAGGUAUCCGCAUCAAGGUGGUGCAUGUGUGGAAUUUAUCAAACAAUAACCAGCAUCAAACGGAUUUAAAGCGCAGAGCAACACACUUAUCAGAUGAUCAUUCAAACAGUAAAACCCGUGUCAAUUGAACAUGUGUGCUACUCUGUUAGAACCGGACGACCACUUAGGUCUAAAUCUAUUGUUUAUGAGAUCAAUUUUGGCAUUUUUCUCGCUUGUUUCGAAAUUUUCCAUACAAUUUUUUUUUUUUGAUAAAAAUAAUAGUGAUUUGGAAAAGAUCAGAAUGACGGGAUAAAUCUUGAACAAAAUUCGAAACCGCACUGAAAUCUCUUCUUCAUUUCAAAAUGAUAUCUUGUUUGAGAAAAAUUCAUUUUGAAUCUGUGAACAUGACAAUAAAAUUAAUUGUCUCACAGAGUCUAUGUCGAUUGAUUUCGGCUCAACUUGACUCUGCCCAGAAGCUCUACUCUGUCUGUAACUGACAAGCGAGAGAAAACAAAAACGAAGAAGAAGACGAAGCUCAUGCACCAUCGCAUCGGAUUCGAUUUCCUGUAAAAGAAUAAGCGGCAGCUUUCAACUAUUCUCCACUUCCAUUGGAUUUCAACGGUCAAAGUGUAUCUAAUGUAAUGGAAACUAAAUGCAAGUGGAGACGGUGUGUAAAAAAUUGUGUAGAAAAACUUUUAAAAUGGGGAAGGUUCUUUGCUCACGCGUUCAAUGAGCAACAUAUGAUGUUGCACUGAUCAUGUAUAUAGAUUUACCUUGUGCAUCAUGUGAGGAAAGUGAGCCGGCUCCGACGUCGAUGAGAGCGAUAGAGAGAGGGAGAGAGUCUCACUCGAAUUAAUAUGAUAGAUAUAGUGUGUACGGUUGGAAAGAGGAUGGAAAGUAUAUCGUGUUCAUAGCCCAAAGGUAUUUUUCAAAGAGAGUUCUAUUAAUAAAUCACAUUUGUAAAUAAUUUUCGCAUAUGGUUGAUUGCGCAUUGAGUUACUGAGAAUGAAUCGUGUUGUUGUUUUGUGUGUGCGUGUUUAAGAGGUGUGCGCAUGUGUCGUUUGCAGGCGAUCCACUGAAAUUCUAUAGGGCUCUCUUCUCUCGCACCGACAACUCUUACCGAAAUUACACACACACACACACACCAAAGAAAAAGUAUAGGACGGCGUAAUUUUUUUUUUUCUGUUGAUUUUCGGUUGGAACUCGCGCAUGCGACGACCAGCACAAAAUAUGAAAUUUCCGAAAUUGAAACCGUGUGUACGACGACGUUUAGGAAGCAACGGGAAACGAGUGUGUGAACGCGAAAAGAAGUGAAGAGGAACGACGAGAAAAAAAAGAUACAGAAAACGAAGCCAAUAUGUGAUGAUUUUCCUUGGCGAAGCUGUGGAAAUUCAUACGGCAUUUCAAAUAAAAUUCAUGUUAAAGUCGCGUGAAAUCACUUCUGCGUCGUACUUUUCAGUCGAAUAAAAUAAAGCCCGUGCGCUUGUCGUAUCAAAACGAGAGACGGAACACAAUCCAAUUGAAUUGAUCAUUGACCAAAGCAUUCGCUACAAAUUUAUACGUCGAGAUAAACAGAAGUCGGAUCGUUGUUUGACCCACGGCAAUUUUCAAUGUUUCGUAAUAAUCCAUUUGUGUGUGUUUCGGUGACCGUGUGUAUGGGCAAAUUGAAUUGAAAUGUGAUCAAAUUAAAAAUUUGAAAUUGAACUAUACCGAUGAAAUAAGUGAAAAAUAGAGAGGGAGAGAGAGAGAGAGAGAGAGAGAGAGAGAGAGAGAGAGAUAGAGACGAAGAAGAAGAAGAACUCAAUGGAAUCAAAUCGUGACGUGUCAAACUAAGCAACAGCAAUAGCAGGCAAUAGCAGCGGUGUGGUCAGCGUCAAUAUACCAAAAUAGACAGUUUUUUAUGUAAAUAAAUAGCCAGAAAAAACAACCAAUCUUAUUUCAUCGGUGUGAGACAAGCGCGUCAGGAAAAGGAAUUUUCUGUGGACGCACGAAUAAAAUUACGAAGCAUAGCAGAGGUGAAAAUAAAAUUGAUAUCGAAAAUGAAUAUCAUUUUAUAAUCUCGAACGAAAUACGAAGCUAGUCGACGAUAGUGAAAAUCAAAAAAAGGUGAAAAGAGUAAAGAAGAGAGGGAUAAAAUGACAAGUCCUCCAAAAAUUACAGCUGAAUGGAUAGUUCGUGCACAGUUAACCAUUUGUCGGCCAGACACAUUGAGAGCAAAUGUCCAGAAUCAGCAACAAGAUACAACCUAUUCCAUUGAACGACCGCAAGGAAUCGAACGGCAUUUUGACAAUGAAAAUCCGAUUAAAGUGAUUUAUAAAUGGUCGUCAAGUGAUGCGAACACAGGCGAUGCAUCUUCCGUGGUGGAAACGGUGCUGAGUGCACCAAAUGCGUCGAAUUUGUCGAGCAAAGACAGUGGCAGUUUCCGGUCAACCGGUGUAACAUCAUCUGAUUCGGGCAUCGGAACAACAACGACCAGUACAUCCAAUCAAAUUGACAAUUCAAAAUAUCACAGCACAUGCAAUAUCAUUCUGACGGCAUGCACCAAUAUUAUUCCUGAACAAAACGAAAUCGCCGAAAGUUUUCCCACAACAUAUUACACACUAUUCCCAGACAACGAGCAUCAUUCGGUUCAGAGUAAUUUAUCGAAAGCAAACAUUCUGUCGGUGAGGGAUGCAUUCUCGCAAACGAGCGACAUCGAAUCGAAAAAGUAUUCGGCACCGGAUUCAACAUAUAAUUCACAAGAAACACUACACCCACAACAACACACAAAACAUAGCAAAGAGAGAAAUUUAACCAGGGGUUCUCCUCCGUCUAGCAGUAAUUUAGCAACGCCACCCGUAUUUUCGCCGCCAUCAUCGUCUGGAACAAAACCAGUGGCUAAAAAACCGUCACGAACCGUACACAUUGAUGUGUACUGCACUGGUUCGGAUGCUGAGGACAGCUGUUCAAGUGACAGCAGCAGUAGCUCAAACUCAAUCGAAGAACCAAACGUUGUUGAAUUGGAAUCAAAUUCAACGCCACAAACCGUUUACGAUUCCAAUCAAUUGAAGCUGCAUCACACGCGUGUUAAUGACACGCAAGGUUUGCCGCGUCGAAUCGUGGCAUCCAAUCAACAUGACUACAUGCAGAAUGCAAGCUAUAGCAAUUUACGAGACUAUUUACUCGCUCAAUGCGACUCAAGAGAUGAAGUGACUGAAUCGAAGCAAAUGCUGUUUGAGAAACACGUUGGUGGCCAAAGCAUUGCGAAACCGUCACGAUUCUCCAAUUCAAGGAAUCGCUUCAAUUUGCAUCGUGAGCAAAGUGACGAUUGUAUCAGUUCAAAUUAUCCGAAUUCUUCACAUUCUACGGUUCGCGACUUGACCUGCAGCAGCAUCUCAAGUGUGAUGGCUGCCUCAAGCUCUGCCGUUCCCGAUGAUCUGGAGUCAUCGUGGAAAGAAACGGACAUGGAUAACAGUACGAAAGGCUCCAGCAUUUGCCCGUCGGACAGUUUUGACUAUGACAAUCGCUCCGAUCGAUGGCGCAUCCGGCAAAUGGAAGACGCAUGGAAAGAGAAGGAGAAACGAUGGAGGAUGUUCAGCUCAUCCAUUAUGCAUGAUUCAAUUGAAGAAAAAGAAUUGGCAGACGAUUCAAAUCAUGACCACGAAAAUGUGCCAACAUAUGAAAUUAAUCAAGAUCAGUAUCAAAAUGUUGAACAAGUUGACAAUGUUAACCAACAUCCAAAUACAUUUCCGGAAUUUUUUUCCAAUGAACCGGCACCGCAAAUUGAGGCAUUUGAUGUUGGCACACGAUCAAGACCUAUGUUCGGCCGUGGCAAAAGCAUGGAGCUGCCGGUGAUAAAUAUUCAGGAACGAAUGGCAAGGCCAGCCACAUUUUGGCUUAGGAGUGACUUUGAGCCACACAAUGAAAAACGUAAAUCACCUGCCAUGAUUCCAGGCUACACACGUCAACAUCUGUUGAGGGCACAAAAAUUCGGAUCCGUCAUUGAAACGAUCCGAAAACCCGGCCAUCAUGUUGGACCAGCGAAGAAUCCUGACUGUAAAUGUGAAUAUUGUCGACGAUGGUUUGCUGAACGUAGCGACCAUUUCCGCGAACGAGCCUCAUCGCUUGACAUUACUUUUAUUGGCGGUUUGCCGAAUCGUCGUUAUACACGCAAUUAUUAAAAAUUGAAAAAUCCCAAAAUAAAUCACUUUUCACCGUCAUUAUGACAGUAGUUGCAUUUAAUCGAUGUUGUUUCGAAGAAAAAAAAUUCAAAAUUCAGUCUACAUUGACUUGAAACAUUAAAUGUGAUGGUAGAAAAAAAAGAAGAGAACGAAAUAAAAUCUGUACGCAAUUUAAAUUUAAUUCGCAAGUCGAUGUCGUGUAUUUUUAUUAAUUUUUUAUUUAUUUAUUCAAUAAAGCCGAAAUGAUUACGCAACACAA
Sitodiplosis mosellana (orange wheat blossom midge) is the source of this 4448-nucleotide messenger RNA. RefSeq names its product dentin sialophosphoprotein. The transcript has 3 exons. NCBI's taxonomy places the organism in Eukaryota, Metazoa, Arthropoda, Insecta, Diptera, Cecidomyiidae. Bases 2165 to 4189 code for a protein of 674 amino acids. The record is from RefSeq and is a predicted model, not a curated record.